CCUCUCAACAGAAUUAAAAGCAGGCAAUGAAUGUCCAAUCAUCGAUGAUCACUGGGUGAGAGGAAGAGUAAGGGCCGCAGUUGUGAAAAUGCCCAUGGAGUUGUGAAAGCUAAGUCAUACUCAGACAGAGAGAAGCAGGAGAAGAUGCCGGACAUUUCGCAAUGACUCGUUCUCUGGUUCUACGGAGCAGUAGUAGCAGCAGCAGCUCCUCCAUUGAAGAUGAAGGUGGAGAAGAGAGCCUUUUAGAGAAAAUUGGUUCUUAUCUUCGGAAAUCAGGUUUGGGAAUUAUCUCCAAACGCCAGAAGUUGCCAAAUUUUGAAAUGGAGCAUGGUCACGACAUACGAUGGAGAAAGGGAGAACUCAUCGGCUGUGGUGCAUACGGUCGAGUCUAUAUGGGUAUGGAUCUUGACACCGGCGAGCUUCUCGCCGUGAAACAGGUUUCAAUUGCAACAAAACAUGCUACUAAGGAUAAGGCCCAAGAAAAUAUAUUGGAGCUGGAAGAAGAAAUCAAGCUUCUGAAGAACCUCACCCAUCCGAACAUAGUGAAGUACUUGGGUACUGCAAGAAAUGCAGAAAGCUUGAAUAUUUUGUUGGAAUUUGUUCCUGGUGGAUCAAUUUCUUCUCUGCUUGGGAAAUUUGGUUCGUUCCCAGAGCCUGUCAUCAGAACAUACACAGAGCAGCUUUUGAAGGGGCUGGAGUAUCUCCACGGUAAUGGAAUCAUACACAGGGACAUAAAGGGGGCAAACAUCCUUGUUGAUAACAAAGGUUGCAUAAAACUUUCUGACUUUGGUGCAUCAAAGAAAGUUGUUGAGCUGGCAACUGCAUCUGGUACCGAGUUGAUAAAGGGUACCCCAUAUUGGAUGGCUCCAGAAGUCAUUCUCCAAACUGGGCAAAGCUUCUCUGCUGAUAUAUGGAGUGUUGGGUGCACUGUUAUAGAAAUGGCCACUGGAAAACCUCCCUGGAGUGAACAGUACGAAGAGGUUGCUGCCCUAUUCCACAUUGGGACAACAAAAUCACAUCCACCAAUUCCUGAACAUCUCUCUCUGGAGGCGAAAGAAUUUCUUCUGAAAUGUUUACACAAGGAACCUGACUUGAGGCCAGCUGCUUCAGAUUUACUGCAGCAUCCCUUUGUUAGUGAGAAAAAUCAUGCUCAAACCUUGUUUUCCGAUUCUGGAUCAGACCUCAAAAACUUUCCUAACUCAGAGGGAGAACCCAGGGCAACCUGCAAAGGUUUAAUGGGUGAUUAUAACAUCAGCAAUCUGAAACAGUCAACUACAUAUUCUGAGCAACUCAUUAAAUAUGGACCAACUUCAGAGGCAAGUAAUAGUGAUGACAAAUGUCAUAUUGGCAAUGAUGAUGAUUUUAAGGUGAAUCAAAUGCUAGGACCUGAAAAGGACUUAAUGCUGGACCCUUCUAAGCUUGAGUUUCCAGGGACUGAAGGAUUGAACUUCAAGGAUUGUGGCGGAUCAGCUAAUGGUUCAGCUGGUACCUUUGGAAUGCAUGCGGAAAGGAGUGAUGGUAUUCCAUUUCCUGGUGAGCCAACUGUGAGUGAGAAUGAUGAUGAUCCAGGUGGUGGUGUUGAUGAAGUUACAGAGUCAAAAAUUCAAGGAUUUCUGGAUGACAAAGCUCAGGAUUUGAAGAAGCUGCAGACACUGUUCUAUGAAGAGUUCCACAACAUGUUGAACUCUGCCGCAGACACCUCCACAGUUGAAGUUGAACAUGGAGAAGAUCCUAUCAAUGAUUCAAAGAUGCCUGUCAGAAGGUCAGCACCCAGCAGGUUUGCAAGUGGAGUAUCAACUCCUCACAGACAUUGUAAAACCAUAAGGCCCACCAGUUCCAGAAUGCAUAUUCCACACAGCAGCAGCAGUAGUGCUAACAAUAUUUUGAGAGAAACCCCGGAGUCUCUGCUUAAUCAAAGAUUUAGCUGUUCUGAGAGGGAGAAGAAGUGGAAAGAAGAGCUGGACCAAGAGCUUGAAAGACAUAGAGAGAUGAUGCGUCAUGCGGGGGUCAGCAGAAAAACAUCACUUUGUAAGGAUAGAGGUCUAAAAAGGUCAAGAGACCUAUCAUAAGUUGCGACCCAGACAGAUGAGAUGUACAAUUAUUUGUAGCUUAUUGUUCUCACACAUAACAUGCUCUCCCAUUUUCCUACCCCAAAGUGAGGUGUAGGUCAUAUGUAAUAUCCAUUGUUGUCAACAAAAAGAUCUUCUACAAUGAUAGUAAGUACUAAUCACGACAUGUGUUUGUAUUUCCUUGCAAGUAAUAUUCACUGUUUGCAUCUUCCCUCUCCAAAAA
Macadamia integrifolia is the source of this 2292-nucleotide messenger RNA. Its product is annotated as mitogen-activated protein kinase kinase kinase NPK1-like. Gene Ontology annotation, biological process: protein phosphorylation. The transcript is spliced from 16 exons. The coding region runs from base 162 to 2069 and encodes 635 amino acids. Gene Ontology annotation, molecular function: protein kinase activity; ATP binding. The record is from RefSeq and is a predicted model, not a curated record. NCBI's taxonomy places the organism in Eukaryota, Viridiplantae, Streptophyta, Magnoliopsida, Proteales, Proteaceae.